AUGGGUAAUCUCCUUACGAAGCUUGCUCCGCGAAGGGUGAAAGUCCUUGUUUUUGGUCUGAGUAUGGUGGAGGGGCGUCAGGAGUUCCAGGAUCGAGAAAAUUUAAGAGUUGUGUAUCUUUCGCAUUCACAGAUGAAACAGUCAGAAUUUCAUGUCUAGUAUUUUUUCCAUCGUACUGUCUAUAGUAAUUAUUGUAUGUUUCUUUCACGCGGAAACAGAAUUUGGAUUUGACUUCCAGGCGCUCUUUGUUUGGUAAAGGAGAGUACAUGAUUUGAAAACAUAAGAAAGCACGGACUUCUGUAUGAGAUAUGUUUAUGCCCCCCCGCUAACCCGAUGAGCACUAAUGACGUCAGGAGGACCUACAAAUGUUGUGGGCUCUAUUGAACGGGAAUGAUGGUGAACUGCAACAUGCUAAUACAUACAUACAUACAUGUCUUGCCGAAGGUAGAGAGCUACCUUUUGAGACAUAUUGUGAUCGUUUAUGUCUGCCCCUCUAAGAAAGAAUCUGUUGCAAGGCCGCAACUUGGAUCCUCAACCUGACGUGGCAAGCGAGCAAGUGUCUGCUUCCAAGACGACAUUUUUGGAAGAGUCUUCGAGGGGCAAGGCUCUCGAAUAUGACCGUAUAUCUAUAUAUAAGUUGCUAUGUUGCUUCUGUGUAAGUAACUACAACAUCAUGGUCUUUGAUAAGCUUCGUGUCAGAAGGUGAUACUGAUUGUCUAACGUAGUUCAUGCAGCGAUGCUCAUGUAGAUGUAUUAAGAAAAACCUCCCUACUUUGGAAUUGGGUACAUGUACUAUUGAUUGUUCCCAAAACCGCACUACUUUAAAAUUACAGGUCACUAUAAAGAUUGGCUAGCUGGUGGCCGUUCUACACCUGUUUCGAGUUCGACAGACCGCCGGACUACUGGUAACCGAGCAGGAAGCCCGCCGCCGGCGGCGAAGAACGGUCGCGGUGGGGGGGCAACGGUACAGCACGUAUUCAGGAUAAAGUUUGACUUCAAACCUUGUAAAAUCGUUCAUUUCCUUACUACUAGUGCUUUUACAAGUCUAUUUGUAGUUCGCCAUACUCUGACAACGACAUGACGAUAGAAGAAGAAGAUUGCACUCGUCUUAUCCUUCUUACCCCUCAGAGGACUAACACCACCAUGAAAUCACAUCACAUCCGUCGCAGAAUGUCAACCCCAACCUGGCAUCGUUCAAGAAGCGAUUGAAGCAAUCGGAAGAUGAACGUAAUCUAACAGGCGGACCUCUCGGAGGCGUGGUACUAGAUUCAACUUAUUAUAAUCGAACUCUCAGCACCAGACGGUGGACACGAAAAACAUUUUUAAAAGAAGAUUUCUACUCUACUCAUCAUUCAUGUGGAAAUUAUCAAGAAUUGAUUGAACUGACUUUUUAGCUCGACCAAUAGGACCAAUAAUAUCCAGAAGGCAGGAACUGGUGCAAGAGCUCAAGCUCAAAAUGUCAAGAAACCUUCUUGUAAAAUCAUAUCUGUCCUCCACAUCAGUAGCUUGACUUUGACGCACGCAAUCCACCUAUGAGGUUACAAGUAUACUACUACCGCACUACCGAGAUCAAUUUCUUAUUCCCUUUCCGUGCGCAAUCUGAACCAGUGGUAGUUCUUUAGUAUCUAUGUCAGUAGUUCGAGGUUACUAGCAGUCGCGCAUCGUAAUCAUGAACAUAGGACAAGGACAACGACAUGCAACCAUGAAAAUAUGCUAUGCCAAUGGCUAUUAACCAAUCUAGUUUUGGCACUUUUUCUCGUUUUUUUCUAGUUAGGAGGGCUCCACCACUACUAUUAACCAACCGACGAACACGAAGUUCGUGUUCGUCCUUUUAUUCUGCGCACUUGUUCCUUUGUACUCAUCAACAUUUGAUAUCACAUGAAAACUUAUAUCCUUAUCUUACUUUUGUCCACUCUGGUGGUGACUAAGGAUGUGAUUUAGCUUCUUCUUAGGACUUUUUUAUUGGGUUUGACACACAACUGAGCAGCAUGAAAUUUAUUGAAAAAUCAAUUACGUAUUGUGAUAUAAGUGCUACGACGUCGUCGACCUCUAAUAAAGAUAAAGUAUUAAUUCGAAGGCCGAUUCUAUGGCUAUGAAUAUCACUAUUUCUACCAAACCACAAGAUCUUCUCGUUCUCCGUAAUAGCUAUUCUUUCUAGCUAGUGCAUUUGAAAACUCCAAUCCCAUCCAGAUCCAACAGGCUUCGCACACGGCUGGAGUACAGCGUGGACUUCGGAAUGGAGGAUCUGGCCAAGCUGCGGCGCCUCUAGCUAAGACUAAGAAGGAUUCACCAGCUAAGAGUGGAACAAAAAUUUCGUCCAUAAGUGCCAAGCUAUAGCUAAACCUUGGCUCCUUAGUGCUUGUAUGCAGAAUAACAUCCUUCGUCUGUCUUUGAUUUCUCAUUUAUUAGAUACCAGACACUAGUCAGAUCAAAUUAGUGAAUAGACUCCCGACGUCGCUCUGAUCAUGCGUGAAUGUGCUGCAUUCAUGAUCAUUGUAAACAAAGAAUGCGAAUACAGCAGACAAGAUCUGUGGUUGCACCCAAGCUUAAAUACUUGAUAGUCUAUCAAUCGGUUACUCCGCUCUUCUAUUUAGAAGGUACAGGGUGGCUGAAAGGCCUCUACAACGUUAGAAUGACGUGAGGAGAGGUUCCAUGACACGCAACUAGUCAUCUAGCGCUAAAAAAAUAGAAGAUGAAAGACCCGACACGCUGCCGAAGCCCAAAGCCCAAGAACCGGUGACAUUCACGUCUGAUAUGGAUGAUAUGAAACAGAAGCAAAAAAACUGGACACUGCAUGAUCCGUAGUCGUCGAAUUUGUAAAGAUUGUGAAUCAUAAUUGGAAAUGUAAUUAACUACUUCUUGAUAAUGCAUCGCUAUCUUAUUCACUGAUGUAUUAGAGCCCUACUCUAGUCAUGAGCAUAUGAAGGUGUAAUUAUAUUUCCCGCCCAAUGAUACCCAGGUCGACGUCGAAGAGCAAAUUCAGGUGAAAGCAGACCCUGGUCAAGUUCCUGGCCAGGUUCCAAAAGAACCAGAGCAACAGGUACUUUAUUUACAAUUCACAUAUAAUCUAGAUUCUUGUACUUAUGUACGAAGAUUAGGCUAUGACUCUCUACUGAUACCCAGGUCGACGUGACAAAACGGGCCGCUGCUGACCCACCAGCUGCAGCUGCGGAUGAGGUAGCACCACCUCCAGCCGAGCCCGCCGCCGCGCCCGAGGCUGCAGCACCCGAGCCCGACGCCGCGCCCACUGCUCCAGCUGCAGAGGAAGCACCAGCUUCAGCUGAGGUAGUGGAUACGUCUCCGAGUGCACCAGAAGCUCCAGCUGUCCCACCACCCGAGCCCAGGGAAGAUCCUGCAGAUAGAGUAGAAGCUGACAGUACACCACGACCUCCAGCCGAGUCCGCCCUACCUGGCGAUGAGUUAGCGGAUACGUCUCCGAAGGAAGCAAAACCUCCAGCUGUCCCACCACCCGAGACGCCCACUGAACCUGCUAAAGUUCCUGAAGGUGAAGAAGCUGACAAGUCACCACGUCCAGCCGACCCCGCCGCGUCCGCUGCUCCGCCUGUUGAGCCUCCAGCAGACGAUGUUCCAUCAGCUAGGCCUCCGGUUGGGGAGAAUACCGAGCCAGAACCUGAGGCUGCACUAGCUGCCCAGCCCGCCGAACGAGUAAUUAUGAAAAGAAGUUGCACCAAUACCAAAUGCAUAAGCAAAGCUAAAUAGAAAUAGCAUAUUAUGAUGAAUCUUAGCAUUUUUCAGUUAAGAACUACUACACUGCUUACUUCUCUCACUACUUUCCACCUAAAAGUACUGCGUAGCAUUAGGUACACUACUUGUUCUGUGCUUGACGAUACUUUUGUUCAACUAGAAACAAGUAACCGCUCUUGUCGUCGCUAGAGAUAGAUGAAAUGCCCUAUUUCUAGCACUACGAGUACGACCUACGAUGUAGGACUACGUAAAAUCUAGAUCUACUGAUGAUGUUCUUGUAGCUCUUACUCUACAGAUCAUCGGUCGUAGCCUAGUAAUCAAUCUACUGAUGUGAAGGAUCGUCUACUCUCUCUUCUCUGGGUCCUCUAAUAAACAAGGCGGAAAUUUGCGUGGAACGCCUCCCACUCCCACUCCCUGCUGCGGCGCUGAGAGCUGUGAGGAAUCAUGCUAGGAAUGCCCUAGAUCUAAGUGAGAAGAAGAAGAAAAUCUUCAGUACUAGCUGUAGAAGUUGAUGUGGAAGAUCUGGAUAUUGGGUGAGAUUAUUAUACUUACUAAUAGUUGGUAGAUGAAGUUAGUGGAGAAGUUAGAAGUGCUGAUGAAGGGUGGGGGAGGUGGACGUGGAGGUUAUAGGAACCCGAGGUGUGUAUGAGGUGUGGAUUCUUCUAGUGGGGGAGGUGGGUUUCGGGGUGGAUUUUUGUGGUGGCAGAAUGUUUAGGGGAGGACGAUUGAUUAUCUAGGCAAAAUCUAUUUGGUAGGUUGAAGAAACACGACUAGCUGUUUAGUGAUAUUUAUUAUUAUGGUUUACAUACAUACCCGUGAGAAAUUUGAAUUACUUGUACAGUCAGAUUUGAUACAGAUUCGUCUUGCACGACAGCAAAGUCGAAAUAUAUACAACAAUUGGAAAAACAGUACACACGCACGUAUAUUUGUCAAAGAAAAAAACGAGAGUGUCACUCUCGUUUUUUUUGUUUUUUCCAGCGGUUUACAAAACCAAGAGGCCACUAAAUAGUAGGUGGCCAGCGGUAACCCGAUGGCUGGGGCUGAGAUUCACCAAGGACAGCAAUGCCUCGCAUUUUUGAGGCCUUUGAUACAACUAAUGGCGAUAAUAUAUUUAUACAACUAAUUGGAAAAACAGUACACACGCACGUAGAUUUGCUUCAUUGUCAUAUAAAAACGCCAAAUAUUCAUCCUAGAUGUAGAAGUAGAAAAUCAUAGCAACAACUACAGCAACACAUACACAAUAUUCUCAGAAGAAGGAAUAGGAACAAAUGUUAAGAACGAGAACAACAUCACAAAAAAGAUUCACCAUGAAGUGUCAACCGUGAACAGAAAAUCUGGAAAAAACUGUUUGAUGCCUUCUAACAGGAAGAUUGUCAGUAGGUUUCCGAAGGGAGGUGCAGACGAAAGAGAGCGGAACUAGUAGACAAGAAGAGACGGCAACUAGAGCCAGUUGUAGAACCACGGGAGUGACCCUGACUAGCAGAACCACGGGAGUGGCCGCUACUGUUAGGAAGGGGAUUGCUAGUAGUAGAGAGUGACCUCACCAACUAGCAAAAGUGCUGGAC
This is a messenger RNA of Amoebophrya sp. A25, 5270 nucleotides long. Lineage: Eukaryota; Dinophyceae; Syndiniales; Amoebophryaceae. The record is from the annotation of a GenBank genome assembly.